This is a messenger RNA of Silurus meridionalis, 4709 nucleotides long. It is a transcript of the gene tp53bp2a, whose product is annotated as tumor protein p53 binding protein, 2a. Gene Ontology annotation, molecular function: p53 binding. Lineage: Eukaryota; Metazoa; Chordata; Actinopteri; Siluriformes; Siluridae. Gene Ontology annotation, biological process: signal transduction; regulation of apoptotic process. Gene Ontology annotation, cellular component: nucleus. The transcript is spliced from 20 exons. The record is from RefSeq and is a predicted model, not a curated record. Bases 514 to 3855 code for a protein of 1113 amino acids.
AUAUGGAAACCUGGCGCUCCUCCUUCUUCUUCUUCUCCUCCUCCUCCUCCUUCUUCACUGCUGGGGGGGGAAAUGUCCCGAAAACAGUGAAACUACACCAACAGCCGGAAAGUGGAUCGUCCCUGGGAUAUUCAUCGCAGGGGAGAAAGCGUUAUUUUUUUGGACAGCAGACGAGGUAGUAGGAAGUGCUGGGAAACUUUGUCCGUGCGGGAGCUCACUGGUGUAGAAACCAGGGAGUGAAAGCGGAACUUUACUCUGAUCCAGGCCUGAGACCUACCGACCGCCCGCCGAUACCCGACCCCCUUCCCUGCAACAGGUCUCCUCCUCCUCCGAGAGAGAGAAGGACAUUCCUGACUUUUUCCACCACCUAUUUUUUCACCUAGAAUAUAUUUUUAUAUGUAUAUAUUUUUUUCUACAAAGUCAGAAUUCAUUUAUUUUCAGGACAAGUGAAUUUCCUUCACUACUCUGUACAGCAGACUGGCGUCAAAAUCUAGGAAAUAAAAGUCGAUACGAAUGAGAUACGAAGCCAAAAUGAUGCCGAUGUUCUUGACCGUAUACCUCAGCAACAACGACCAGCAUUUCACCGAGGUGCCCAUAACCCCUGAGACGGUGUGCUGGGAUGUGGUGGAGCUCUGCAAGGAGCCAGGCGAGGUGGACUGCCACUUGACGGAGAUGUGGCGAGGAUCAGAGCGAACUGUGGGCGAGAACGAGAGGAUGCUGGAGCUACUACAGCGCUGGGGCUCACGCAAAUCAGAGGUCCGCUUCUUCCUGCGGCACGAAAGAACCCCGGGCCGCGAGCCAGGCAAUGCCAGGGGGAUGGAUCAGCGGAGGAACGGCGUUAAAGGACCCCCAGAUCGAAGGAUGGAGAACGGGGUGGCUGCUCCACGCAUGGACAUGACUCUCGCUGAGCUGCAGGAGAUGGCGACCCGACAGCAGCAACAAAUCGAUGCGCAGCAACAACUCCUGUCGUCGAAGGAGCAGCGUCUGCGCUACCUGAAGCAGCAAGACCAGAUGAAGCAGCAGCAGGUUUCAGAGCAGGAAAAGUUACAGCGCCUCAGGGAGAACGUGGAUAAACAGGAGGCUCGGCUGAAGAAAGUGCGCGCCCUCAAGGGCCAGGUGGAGCAGAAGCGCAUCAGCAACGGAAAACUGGUGGAAGAGAUCGAGCAGAUGAACAACCUGCUGCAGCAGAAGCAGCGCGAGCUCGUGGUGGCGGUGUCCAAAGUCGAGGAGCUCAGCAGGCAGCUGGAGAUGCUAAAGAACGGCAAGAUGGACGCCGUGCACGACAAUCAGAGCGCCGUGGCGGAGCUCGACCGUCUCUACAGAGAGCUACAGCUGAGGAACAACAUGAAUCAGGAGCAGAACACGAAACUGCAGCAGCAGAGGGAGAACCUGAACAAGAAGAACCAGGAGGUGGCCAACAUGGACAAGCGUGUCAGCGAACUCCGCGAUCGUCUUUGGAAGAAGAAAGCGGCGCUGCAGCAGAAAGAGAAUCUUCCAAAUGGCUUCCCCGUUAAGGAAAAGGCUUCAAAAGAUACCCAACCCAAGGUGUCUUCUGAUGGACAGCCCCCUCAAUCAGGAGGUCAGUCUCGUGUGGCUGCCGUGGGGCCGUACAUCCAGUCGUCCACCAUGCCACGCGGUCCAGCCAGACAGGAUCUGGUGAAGCCCGUCUACCCCGAGGGCGCAGCCACACUGCCACAUCAGGACAGGAGUACCGGCACGGUGUCGGCACCGGCCAAACCUGGCACAGAAGAAACGUUCUUGCUUAAGCCGCUGAAAGAACUGCGGGCGAAGAGAAAAGGUCUUCCGACGUCAAAGGCACCUAAAGUGUCUGAUUGGAGCUCAUCUCCCACAGGUUCUACCACCAGCCAUGCUUCCUCCACUUUACCACGACUGCCAAGCCAAGCGCCUCAAGAGCAAGCUCCAGACGACACAGACGUGUUGAAAAGAGGACAGCAGGACCGAAAGCGCCCGAUCUCCAUGUUUGAAUCCAGUGAACAGUCCACAGCCUCCCUACGCAAGAACCAGAGCAGUGAGGACCUUGCGAGAGACGCCCAGAAUGCUGCCAAAAACCCGGUUAAAGUUCCCCCUCCCGUUCCAAGCAAACCUCGACAGGUCAAUCUGCCCUUCCCAAAUGCGGGCACCUUUCCAGGCAAGGGCAAACUGAGCGGCCAGCAGCAGCGCACACCUCUUCCACCCACUCAGAGCAACACACUUCCACUCCCAUCCAAACAGGAAACCCCACCGGCUGCCACUGUUCGACCUUUUACCCCGGAGCCCAAGGAGCCCUCUAUCCAGAAACCUCAGACAGUGGCAGCCAGCUCCAUCUACUCCAUGUACACAAAGCAGCCAGCAGUAAGCAAAGGCAUUCAGCAAGGCAUUCAGGGAGCGCUGAACCGGUCCCACAACCGCUACAACUUUGUCAGCAUGUACGGGAAACCAGUGAUCCCCACAGGCCAGCAAUCCCAGUCACCGCAAAUGGACAACCCCUACAUGGAGCGUCCGAAUGUCCCCGAAAUGGAGACCGACCAAGGCACGAACGGCGCUCCGGCUCCCGAGAACCAGGAGACCGAACGAAUCCCGCGCCCGCUUAGCCCCACCAAGCUGCUGCCCUUCAUCUCCAACCCCUACCGCAACCAGAGUGACAUGGACCUCGAGGCGCUGCGCAAGAAGCUCUGCAAUGCUCCGAGGCCUCUUAAAAAGCGCAGCUCCAUCACCGAACCUGAAGGUCCUGCGGGUCCUAACAUGCAGAAACUUCUCUACCAGAAAACCACGCUGGCUGCCAUGGAAACCACAGUCAGUCCUCCCAGACCUGCAGAAGAAAAGAGCGCAUCACCCGAUCCGGUCAACACAGAGCCAUCAGAACCCGAAUCCCCCGAGCAGCCGCUUACUGACCCGCUGCCACCUAUACACGUCCUGAAAAUCGACGGCGAGGACUUCAUACCGCCCCCGCCGCCGUCUCACCCUGCUCCUCGCCCCGAAGACGCUCUCCUAAUCCCACCGCCUCCUCCUCCUGAGGUCGAAGAGCAGCUCCCGUUGCCUGCUGAAAGUUAUGUAGAGGAGUUCCCUCCCUAUCCUCCUCCUCCUUAUCCAAGCGGUGCUGAGCAGGAAGCUCUGGGGGAUGACACAUUAAACAUGAAGCCACCAGAGGUCAUGGGACAGGUUCCUCUACCACCAGGCAAGCGGACAAAUUUGCGCAAGGAUGGAUCGGAACGCAUCGACCAUAGCAUGAGGGUGAAAUUCAACCCCUUGGCUUUGCUUCUGGACUCUUCUCUGGAGGGAGAGUACGAUCUGGUGCAGCGAAUCAUCUACGAGGUGGAAGACCCCAGUCUGCCCAAUGACGAAGGGAUCACAGCCCUACACAACGCCGUCUGCGCCGGUCACACAGAGAUCGUCAAAUUCCUCGUACAGUUCGGAGUCAACGUCAACGCUGCUGACAGCGACGGCUGGACUCCGCUGCACUGCGCCGCGUCCUGUAAUAACGUCCAGGUGUGCAAGUUCCUGGUGGAGUCCGGAGCAGCCGUGUUUGCCGCCACCUACAGCGACCUCCAGACGGCCGCGGAUAAGUGCGAGGAGUUGGAGGAAGGCUACACCCAGUGCUCGCAGUUCCUCUAUGGAGUGCAGGAGAAAAUGGGCAUCAUGAACCGUGGUGUGGUGUACGCGCUGUGGGACUACGCGAGCGGCGAAGACGACGAGCUGCAGUUUAAAGAGGGAGACUGCAUGACUGUGGUGAGGAGAGAGGACGAGGACGAGAUCGAGUGGUGGUGGGCACGCAUGGGAGACAAGGAAGGAUACAUUCCCAGGAACUUACUCGGGCUAUAUCCAAGAAUAAAGCCACGACAAAGGAGUUUGGCGUAAUUGGCCCAGGAAUGGAGGAGGAACCUGCAUGAAUCUGUAGGACAUCAGUGGGGAAACAUACUAACAAACACAUGAGCGCUCACACACACACACACACACAACACAGAUGCUGGUUCAAGACUCCGAAUCGAAUGAAGAGACCAAAACCAUGAAGGAUUUUUUUUUUCCCUCGCUGCAGACACUGCACUUUUUCUAUUCUGUGGUUUUCAUCUUUUUCUUUUUUUUGUGUGUAGAUCUUGUGGAAUCUUUUUCACUACAUUGUUUGAAAUAUAGUUUUAUAUAUACAUACAUGCACGCACACACACACACACAGGGCUCAGAAUCCUUUUCAUUUACCAAAUCAAUACACUGUGUAAGUGCUGUGGAUAAGCUUCCUAGGUUUUUUUUUUGUCCUCCUCCGUGUAACAGUGAUUAAAUAGAGUAGUUAAUGAAAAAAAUCUCCACAUCAAUGGAGACGUGAGUUCACUUCCAAGGGCUCUAGGUUUGUUCACUGAAGCUCUUCAACUUUGGUUAAUAAGAACUCAGAGGGAGUGCUAUUACCGCAUGUCAGUAUUUUUUUGGUUCUUUUUUUUUUUGGCCUCAAGUUGAAGCAAAUGUGACACAAUAAUUCUGCCCAUUCUGUUAAAAAUCCUCUUUUGUACAACAUGUAAUCCGAAUUUGCUCUUUAGGUUUUGAACACAUUGUUCUUCAGUUACUUAAUCAGCAUUUUUCUUCAACUGUCUCAAACGUUUUUGCAUAUCAGUUAUAUAUAUAUUCCAAAAUGUUACAUAUGUCAAAGCAACUGUAUUUAUUGUGCCUAAUUUUUCAUCUCCAUGUCAUGUGUAACUUCAACAAUUACAACACUUUAAACACUA